Pollicipes pollicipes is the source of this 704-nucleotide messenger RNA. RefSeq lists its product as uncharacterized. The transcript has 2 exons. NCBI's taxonomy places the organism in Eukaryota, Metazoa, Arthropoda, Thecostraca, Pollicipedomorpha, Pollicipedidae. The record is from RefSeq and is a predicted model, not a curated record. The coding region runs from base 105 to 680 and encodes 191 amino acids.
AUAAACGUGGAAAACUGCUGACGGCAACGGAUGACUGUCCUCUUUGUCAAUUUAUAGCGAACGCACCUUCUCCCCAGGACCUCCUCUCUUGCAUCAGCACUUACAUGCUGAAGACCCUGUUUUUCUUCGAGCUGGAGUUGGACGCGCGCGUGGAGCACUGGAGUGUGGCGUCCGUCAGCAGACACGUGCUGCGGAUCCUGGACGCGCUGGAACAGGCGCUGCGCUACCGCAACCUGCGCAGCUACUUCUUCCCCGGCCACAACGUGAUGCUUCGCAAGGAGUCGGCGCCGGAGGACUACGGUGUGGACGCCGCCAUCUUGGAGAGGUUUCUGCGCUCGUUGCACGCGACUAGCCUUCGCGACGAGCCGGCCCCCGGGAUGCCAGAGCGACGCUGGGUGCGCGCCCACCGGCGCAAGGUGCGCCAGGAGGAGCGGCUGAUAGCAGCCUGGCUGCAGCUGCUGCACCAGCAGCAGCAGCACCAGCCGCCCGGACAGUUCAGCCCCCAGCAGAUCAGCUACCUGGACGAACUGCUGCAGACGGUGGCGCGGUCUGGUGGCCGGCCGGUGACGCUGACGGACGCCGGUGCUGGCGAUGGUGACGUGAACCUGGUGAGAGGCCUCUGGCCUCUGGAAACUUCGGGCUGCGGGCAGAGACGGGAUAUACUGAAGGACCGGCGGUAGAAGGCGGCGCCGUUGUAAUCAGAG